This is a messenger RNA of Leptidea sinapis, 4766 nucleotides long. Its product is annotated as ceramide-1-phosphate transfer protein. The record is from RefSeq and is a predicted model, not a curated record. The transcript has 4 exons. Gene Ontology annotation, molecular function: ceramide 1-phosphate binding; ceramide 1-phosphate transfer activity. Bases 62 to 697 code for a protein of 211 amino acids. Gene Ontology annotation, cellular component: membrane; cytoplasm; cytosol. Lineage: Eukaryota; Metazoa; Arthropoda; Insecta; Lepidoptera; Pieridae. Gene Ontology annotation, biological process: ceramide transport; intermembrane lipid transfer.
GGUGUUCGACGAGGUGUUGGUUUGUUGUGUUUGUGGAAAUUAAACAAAAUUUUAAAGGAAAAUGUCAAAUGAGAACACCUUAGAUCUAUUGUAUGUACACGAAAGCUUUAAAAAAAGCUUAAAGGAUGAUGAUGACGUUGAAAUUGAAUCAUAUAUAGAUGGUUACAAUGAACUAGUAAAAUUCUUGAACUUAAUUGGGACAGUAUUUUCCUUCGUAAGUAGCGAUGUAAGGAGUAAAAUUAAAAUUAUGGAGAAGCUUAGAGUGGGAGAGGCCUCAAUCUAUUAUGAAUCUUUUAAGAAAAUGAUGAAGUAUGAAAAAGAGACAAAUCUGUAUGAAAAGAAUGAUUUUGUGUCUGGAUCAAGGACAAUGUUGCGACUACACAGAGGAUUAGACUUUAUUCGCUUGUUCUUAAAGCGAAUCAGUGAUGCUGAAGAAACAGUAAACACUUGUACAACAUGCCAAGGCUCUUACAACGAGACACUGGCUGAAUUUCAUCCGUGGUACAUACGGAAGGCAGCUACAUUAGCUAUGCAUGCUCUUCCUUCAAGACCUGAUUUAUUGAAAAAGAUAUUCGGUUCGGAAGAUAAGCUGACGGAAGCGAUGUCGAUCUUGCCCCAGACGCUGCAGUCCUGUGACGAGGUGUACCAGCGGGUCCACCAACUGUAUGCGGACUUCGCUUUCCACGACCUCCCCUGAGCCGAGUGUUGCCAAACCUGAGAAUUGCUCCAAAGCCCCUAGUGGACAUCGUAUGAUACCGGUAUAAACUUUCCAUAAGAUAAUUCAACUCCAUCGUACCUAAGUGAUAAAUAUGAUGAUUUAUGGUACGUCGUAUAUUUUGGACGGUUUAUCCAAACGUAGUAAAUGUAUAAUUUAUUAUAUAAUAUGAUAAUUUAUAAUAUUAUGUUGUAAUUGUCAUAAUAAAUUAUUCUACUGCAGAAACUAUAUAAUAUACUAGCUCACCCGACAGACGUUGUUCUGUACAUAAUAAAUAAAAUACUGUUUUUAUGAAAUUGUCAAUAGUAUUGCAUAACAUCAAAAAUUAUUUCGUAAAAUAUGCUUCUGUUAUAAUGAAAUUGUUUCACAGCAGAGCUGUCAAACCGUGCGUCAAUAAAUUCUCUCAUAGAAAACGAAAAUAAUUAUUAUGGGUCCCAAAUCGCAAUAAAAACUAUCCUAUCUCUCAAGUUGAACUAAACUGCACUCCAUGAAGUAAUCCCCAUUUAAAUUCGUUCAUUGGCGUUAGGAGUUCACUGGAAACAAACAUCAGGACACUGGAUUUAUAUAAAUAAAGUGCUUCUGGAAAUAAAUAUGUAUGUGUGAAUCGCGAAACAUGAUUCCACCUUAUUAUAUAGCACUGUGGCCGUCAAGAAACCUGUUUUAAUUAAUAACUUACCCUAUCUUUAUAUUAAUACGUUGUUACUCUUCAUGAGAUCAUCUUCAGCGAAUCAUUUCUCCAAACAACUUACAAACGCAUUAUUUACAAUGAAGUAGGGUUGUGUUUCAUUGUUAAAUACCGUCGAUAGAACUUUUCGGUUAGUCUACUCCGGAAAUAUAAAUGUAACAGUUUAUUGUAAUGUGUCAUGUACCAUCGACAAAAUUGAUUGAAGACCCAAUUUGCUGAUAAGUCUUUUAAAAUCAUAAAAACAGUUUAUUUUCCAACGAAAAAGAUUGUAUGACAAUAAUUAAUUGGUGGACUGUCACUGUCUUAUAAAAUAAUAACAGUUACUUAAAUUUAGGAAUGAUCUCCGCUGCGCUCCAACUAUAUACCCCAGGCGUAGUCGCAAAGUGCGGCAACUAAUUCUAUGCCCAAGUGGGCGUACUCGAGCCAGCCUCGAACAAUGUGUGACGUUUACGUGCCACAUUCUGUUAAACUUUGCCAAUAAUUGAAACUAAAAUGCUGAGUUGCAUCGUAAAACUUAAAAUAAAAAAAUAAUACCACAAGAAAUAAGAAAGACACUGGCAUCACAUAUCAUCAGUGAGUAUUAAGUAUUAAUUUCAAUGUAAAAUAAUACGAAGCGUAUGUUUCAAAAUUUGAAAGAUGCCAUUGAGUGUCGAAAAUCCUCGCUUGUGUGCAUCUAAUAGUUGCCGUAAUAAAAAACCUGUUGUUCUUAAAGCGGUAUAUAGUUGGAGCGCAGCAGUUACCAAUCAUUAAUCUAAGUUUCAAGCGAAUUUCGAUUAUGACUUUAGGAAAAUGACAUUAAGACACACGAUUCAAUUUUGUCGAUAGUACCUGUGAUAAGUAAGGUAAAUGCGACAUGAUUAUUAAUUAGGUACCCAGUUUAAUAAUUUUUCAAUGAAUAUGCAUGUAAUUUCUCUACAUUUCUAAUCGAUAGCUUACAUCGCUAAAUAAAAUAAGUAAUAUUUAACGCCCAAAUCGUAGGUAUUUAAAUAAAUAGUCAACUGACGCGGGAAUUUAGAAGGCCAUGAUCACGCCAUCUAUCGAUGCAGAAUAGAAUUAAGUAGUUAAUUUUUUACAAUGAGAAAUUGCAGGCGGUACCUAAAAUUGAUGAGUACUUACAAGCUAGUUAUUAACAUAUAAACAAAUUCAAGUUAGUUAGUAACAUAUAACUGAAAAUUUAUAUUACAUUCUUGUUAAUUUUCACUGAAGAAAUUUUAUUUCAUAUUUUUUUUUAGUUAUCUCUUGUAAUGUGAGUUUCUAGUCGUAAACAUAAUAAUUACAUUAAUUACCUUAAAAUACAGCUAAACAAAGGAUUCUGAAAUAUUUAAAACUGCUACAAAUAUUACAAAAAAGGAAAAAGAUUAAUUAUACUACAGGGGGCUUAAAAUAUAAUAAUAUCUCGCAACACUGCAUCCUUCUAAAGCCCUUUUCAGGCUACGCUAUGCUAUAAUUGUGAUAUAUAGUAUAGCAAAUAAGGACUUGAGUAUAGUAACCCAAUAAUAUUUCGUACAGUGAAGUGUGAACGUGUCCUAAUGUGUGGUGCGCGAUAUUGUUGUGCUAUGAACUAUAUGCUAUUAUAUUAUGGCGUAGUCUGCAAAGAGCUUUAAAGAAUUUUUCGCAAGUGCGAGAGAGAGCGCAAUAUCGGCAAUACUACUUCAAGUCCGAUAAGCGUUGCGUCUUUCAACUUAUCAUUCAAAACAUAGCCUUCAGAAGUAGCAGUUUAUAUAACAAAUUAUAUAUUAUCGUAUUAACUUUAAGUUAUGUAUAUGUUUUUGUAUAUCCGAGUUCCUAGUUUUUUUCAGUGGUUAUAUUGAAACGUAAGAUUAAUUUAGAUGUUUUGUUAAUAUAUCGCAUACCAGCUUAGAUAACACUUUGAUUAGUCGUAAGUGUAGAUUUUUAUACUAUUUAUUAUGAGCUCAAUUAUGAAACUGUUGCUCAUAAAAGCUCAGAAUAAGAAUACAUAAUUUGAUUAUUGUGUGAAUUUAGAUACAUUUAUUGCAUUUUAUAAUCGUAGCCAACAUUUUAAUAGUACAUAUUUGAUAUUUAGUUUUAUAUACAGCUGGAUAAAAAAUCAUGUCUUAGUGUAAGUUUAGUGAAAAGUAGAGUUUUAUUUACCAAUAAAAUUUUGAUUUCAUACUUAGUUUAAACAUGAUAAUGUAUUAUAAGCAAAACGCUAGUAAAAUGCGCCUUAAAGUGUUUAUAUACUUUAAAAAAUUUAUAAACGCAGUUUUUGGAGUGGCUUCAACAAGUUUUUAAACAAAGUUUUACUUCUUAUGGCACAUUAACACAAAAGGCUAAAUUGGCCUCUAAAAUACUUGGUGUCCUAUGUAGGGUGAGACAGUACUUCAAGCCGCAACUAUAUAAAGUGCAAAUUCGGCCUCACAUGGAGUACUGUUCUCACCUCUGGGCAGGUGCUCCCCAGUACCAGCUUCUUCCAUUUGACCGCAUACAACGAAGAACGGCUCGAAUCAUCGACGAUCAAGUCAUCUCUGAUCGGCUUGAUUCUUUGGCUUUGCGUAGAGAUUCGGUUCUCUCUGGAUCUUCUGUUCUUGCCUCGCCCACUUUGUUGAUUGCAGUCGUUGUUGCGUUGUCGCGACUGGUCUAGAUAGCGAUUCGUCAUUUCAUUUAUAUAUCUUAAAGUUUUAAAGUUACUUUUGUUUUUCUACGCCAAAGAAGUAUUACCGUUUUUACAGUACUUUAUUGUAAUAGUUAUUUAUGCAACUGUUGUGUAAUAAGGGGGUAUUAAAACACGAAUGUGGGUUGUGGGCCGCGGGAAUAGUAUCACAUGAGUGUUUUACGUACCUAAUUAUCAACAGUUGCUUUAUUUACAACUAUAAUGUUAUGAAUCCUCUAUAAAAGAUUCUGGAACAGUUAGCUUACUGCUAACAUUAAAACAGCCAGUCCUAGUAACCAUAAUAUCAUCCAAAGGAGUGUUAUUAUAAAAACGGCUGAUAUAAUGUUGUACUAAAUUUCAUUACAACACUCGCUUGAAUGAUGUAAUGGUUAAUAGGACAUUGGGUGUUUUAAUGUUGGCAAUAAACUGACUUUUAGAAUCAUUAAUAGAGGAUUUAAAGGAUGUGUUCAGAUAAAAUAUGUAUAAACAUCUGUGUUUUGUUUUUAUGCCAUUUCUGCAAAACAACUGAGAGGAGCUUUGUAAUUAUUGUAUUGCUAUUUCGGUUGUUUGUGUAUGCUCUGUCUAUGUGAUAUGGUAAGGCUAUGGUUCUUUGUUAAAAUGGCGAAUAGUUUAUAUUUGGUUCAAGUAUUGUUUUAGUUUUGCUAGUUGUAAGAGUAAGUGUUUGAGAACAUUCCCCGUAUUAAAUCCUUAAGGAUUAGAAAGCUAUUUGUACAUUAAAAUGUUUUUUUCGCUUG